Messenger RNA from Patella vulgata (common limpet), 6837 nucleotides. RefSeq names its product focal adhesion kinase 1. Gene Ontology annotation, biological process: protein phosphorylation; signal complex assembly. The transcript is spliced from 30 exons. Bases 699 to 4235 code for a protein of 1178 amino acids. The record is from RefSeq and is a predicted model, not a curated record. Gene Ontology annotation, molecular function: protein tyrosine kinase activity; ATP binding. Gene Ontology annotation, cellular component: focal adhesion; cytoskeleton. NCBI's taxonomy places the organism in Eukaryota, Metazoa, Mollusca, Gastropoda, Patellidae.
GGGUUCUUACAUGUGUAUAGGAAUAAAAUAACUUUUGUGGUUAAUAAUGUUGUGUUCAUUAGUCGUGGAAUUUGAUUUUAAACAGUUUUUGACAUUUAAAAUGGGGAUGGUAUUGUUUUCAAGGAUGUACUAGCCUACUUGUAAUAAAUGUAGAAGGCUUAUUAAGCAGACAAACAUCUGAUGAAGAUGAUGAUGUAAACUACAUACAUGUUGAAGCAGAAGGCAAGUCUAGUCCAUCCACUGCCAAGAUAUAAAUAACAACCAGAUAGGAUGUCGAAAGUUCAUUACGCAUAACAUUUGUCAUAAUCUACAAUAUACAUAAUACAUACACUACAGUCCUACACAUGUGGAAAGAAGGAGUCAUUAGGGAUGGGAAUGGACUUCUGUUUAUUAUAGAUUGUUUCGUGUGUGUAUAGUUUACGAGACAAACUAACGAAGCUAAUUAUAAAGGAUACUACAUAUUAUGACUGCCUGACCAAAGGAAUACAUAGUAUACAUAAAAUUUGCAAAUAAGAUUUAUCGUGUAAAUCAAACUGAAGAAAAGAUUUCCUACGUGAAUUUGGAUUUAGUUUGAUUUGUGGUAGUUUUUGUGCAGAUAUAAUCUCAGACAUUAAAACUGACCAAAUUACUUAUUUGAUAUCAAAUAGUGUUGGUAGCUUUUCAUAAGGUAUGAAGUGUAGCGUGUGUAGUGAAAUAAAAUGUCUAAUUUAGAGACAAUACAUGCAGGGUAUGUGUUAGAUACAUGUGUUAACACUAACAGUCCACUUCUGACAGACAAACCACCAGGAUCGUGGCAUCGGAUUGCACGUUGGAGUAGAUUAUGGCGUUUUAUACAUGAGGGGGAAAGUGAAACCUGUACAGAAAUAAUCCUUGAUCCUGACCUUGAUCCAAGCUCUGAACUUGACCCAAGGGUUAAAAAAUUCCUCAUGGAUCGUUCCAUUUUAAAAGUUCACCUGCCUAAUGGAGGUUUUAAUAUGGUGAAAUAUGGAGAUGCCACAGAUAUAAAGGAUAUUAUUAAACUGGUUGUCGGAAGAUUAGCUGCUGGUGUCAGAUUUUACGCAAAAUGUUACGCAUUAAAACUUGUUCAUACCCAAUCCCGUGAGAAUUAUUGGCUGCAUAACAACCUCACAAUGUACCAAGUUCGACAGAAAUAUGAAGCUAAACAUCCCCCUGAAGAAUGGAGGACAGAGUUACGUGUUCGAUACCUUCCUAAAAACUUUCAGGAUUUAUAUGCCAAAGAUAAAGUUACAUUCUACUAUUUAUAUGAUCAGAUACGGAAUGACUAUAUGAGAGAUAUAGCAGAACAUAUUGAUCAUGAUGUAGCUGUUAAACUUGCUUGUAUAGAAAUGAGACGCUUUUUCAAAGAUAUGCCACAGGUAGCAUUAGAUAAAAAGUCUAAUUUUGAUUAUUUAGAAAAAGAAGUUGGUUUAAAACGAUUUUUACCGAAGACCGUUAUAGAUACUAUGAAGUCCAAACAGCUACGCAAACUUAUACAACACCAUUUUCGUCAAUAUGCACAAUUAACAGAGUCAGAGUGUGUGUAUAAAUUUUUUGAAACAUUGUUUAUAGUUAGUAAAUUUAAUCAGGAAAGAUUCAAGUGUGCUUUAGGGUCUGGGUGGAGUAUUUAUGUUGAAAUAGUUGUUGGUCCGGACUGUGGUAUUAGUUAUCUUACAGAAAAAGCCUCAUCGCCAACACAUAUGGCUGAUUUUGCUCAGGUUCAGUCAAUACAGACAGUAGGUAGUGAAGAUGGAAAGGGAAUAUUACAAUUGAAAAUAGCGGGAGCUGCUGAGCCUCUUAUGAUAACAUGUGUUACAUUAGAUAUAGCGGAGGAUGUAGCAGAUCUAAUAGAUGGUUAUUGUCGUCUAGUUCAUGACAUGCAGGGAACUUUAUGGACUAAAAAAGAUGAUACAUUGCCAUUGCGUAAAGCCUACAUAAGUUUAAACUACGACUCGGAUGACGAAGGAGAAGAUACUAGUAGUGACAGUGAAGGGGACACCAUUCCAAGAACCCCAAUAGCUAGUUUACAAAAAUAUGCAAUUACGGAAAGAGUGGAGGAACCACAGAGUCCUAAUGAACGAAUUUCGGAUUAUGCUGAAAUUGUGGAAGAUGAAGGGGACUAUAGCACACCAGAUGGAAAAUCAAAUACAUUGAGGAAUUCCAAGAAAAGAAAAUCUCGUGAUUAUGAAAUUAUCCGAGAUGCUAUAAAGUUAGUAGAGAUACUAGGUGAAGGACAGUUCGGAGAUGUUUAUAAAGGAAUCUUUUUAGAUAGGGAGAAACAACAAGUGCAUAUAGCUGUUAAAACAUGUAAGGAAGAAAAUGAAGAAUCAAUGACAGAGAAAUUUUUAGAAGAAGCUUACAUCAUGCAGCAAUUUGAUCAUCCACAUAUAAUUAAAUUGAUUGGUAUUUGUUCGGAAGUAAGACCUGUCUGGAUUGUAAUGGAAUUAGCCAAACACGGAGAGAUGAGAGCAUAUUUACAAUCUAAUAAACCACAGUUAGAUCUAGUUACACUUAUUAUGUAUGCCUAUCAACUAAGUACAGCUCUGUCAUAUUUAGAAAGUAAAAAAUUUGUACAUAGAGAUAUUGCGGCUCGUAAUGUGUUGGUAUCGUCACAUGAUUGUGUUAAAUUAGGUGACUUUGGUUUAUCAAGAUGGGUUGAAGAACAAAGUUAUUAUAAAGCAUCAAAAGGUAAACUUCCAAUAAAAUGGAUGGCACCAGAAUCUAUCAACUUUCGACGUUUUACUGCUGCUAGUGAUGUGUGGAUGUUUGGUGUUUGUAUCUGGGAAAUUUUAAUGUACGGAGUAAAACCAUUCCAAGGAGUUAAAAACAACGAUGUCAUUGGUAAAAUAGAGGCUGGCGAAAGAUUACCACUUCCUGUAGAAUGCCCACCAUCUUUAUAUAAUUUAAUGUGUGCCUGUUGGCAAUAUGAACCUUCUAAACGACCUUCAUUUGCUGAUCUCAAAACAUGGCUAUAUGAAAUUGUGGAUGAGGAGAGAUCACGUCAAGUAGACGAAAUUCGUCGUGGUAACAGAAGAAUACAAGCUAUUUCAUGGGGAUCAAAUGGUUCAGAUGAAGAUCCACCACCUAAACCAGCUAGACCUAAUUAUCCUAAUGGAUCAAACGCUAACCUCAAUAUGAAUGCCAGUGUCGCCUCCAUUCCAAAUCAAUGGAACAGUAACUCCAAUCUACCAUUGGGUCACAGUACCCCUGUUUCAGGGCCAUCUCCUAACACAGACCAGAUAAAGAUGAGAGGGAGGGGUGUAGAACAAUUUGGCGUGUCACAACAACAACAACAUGGCUACUUUCCUUCUACUACUGGUUAUACUCAGGUUUCUACGGCUAGUAACCCUCCAGGCUUUUCUAUAUCCGGAAUUACCUCCCCUUAUCAAGAAAAUCAAUCCCAGCAUCUUAUCGCUAGUGGUCACUAUCAAGCACCUUCACAACGAGAUUCCCCACAGCCAAGAGAAUCACAAGUGCUUGGUCCUAUUUCACCCAGCUUCCCACCACACAGUCAGGAUGUUCGACCACACAGUCACAUCACAGAGGUAGAUGAAAAAUUCAUAGCUGAAAAAUUACGUCAACAACAAAGAGAUUCAGAAGUAGAUGCAAGAUGGCUUCGAUCAGAGGAGAAAAAUCUGAGAAGAGAGAAAUUUGCAACUCAUAUGGUACAAGGUGAUGAAGAUAGUGAUAGUACUAAAGAGAAUUCGCCACCAGUACAGCCAGCAUAUCAAAUACGUCAUGCACCAGUUAGAGUUGCCAGUCAAUCUUCUAGUAGGAGCAGUAGUACAAGUGAAUCAACUGAUUUAGGUCAACAAUUAUCACAAAGGGCCAGUGAUAUAGAUAGAUCAAAUGAUGGUGUAUAUGACAGUACAACAAGUGUAGUUAGAUCUGUUAUGAGUAUGACUAAAGAAGCUCAGACUGCUAAAUCAGAUGAAUAUGUAGAUUUAGUUAAGAAAGUUGGAUUAGAUUUGCGAGGUUUAUUGGCUAAUGUUGAUUCCCUACUGACUAAAAUACCAUCUGAUAAACAUAGAGAGAUUCAGAUGGCCCAGAAAGUUUUAAGUACAGACAUGGGAACUUUAAUAAGCACCAUGAAACUAGCCCAACAGUACAGUAAAACAACCAUGGAUGUGGAAUAUCGCAAAGGAAUGCUCAAAGCCGCUCAUGUGCUCGCCAUGGACUCGAAAAAUCUUCUAGAUGUUGUUGACCAUGCUAGAGUUGAAUCAGGUGUUUUCAGCUGAUAGUUUAAAGCAACAAUACUAGUAUUUUAGAAUUUUCUCAUCUAAAGUGGCAGCAAUGAGAGGGCUUUUUUGAUUGGUUUAUAUACAAUGAUACCAGCAACAAGUGCCAAUAACAACAAUGAAAAAUAUGCUAAGGAACCAAUCAAACUGAAUGUUGAAAUAAUCAUGUGAAUAUGGUGCAAAUGGAAAAUUAUUUGUUUAUGAUUUACAUGUGUAGAAUUCAAGAGAAAGUGUGUUUUAAGAAUUAGGACAAAAAAAAACAUUGUAAAAAUAAAAAAAUAGUUAUAUUUUCUUUGCAUGGCUUUUGCAAAUUGUAUACUUCAAAAAUGAAAGUAAUUUUCUCAUUGCUUUUGGUGCUUAGACAUAUCAUGCUAAUUAAGCCAUUCAUGUGCAUGAAAAAGAUAUUAGCUUGUGCUAUCAUAAAAUGAUAAGUUAGAAUUAAAGCUUUUGUAUUCUAAAAUAAGAGAUUCAUAGUUCAUUAUAAAAAAGUCAUUCUGUCAUGGGUGACUGAAAGAUAUGUGUUUGGAAUAUGUGUAAAAAAAAAAAAAUUCCUGCUAAAUAUGAGAAUAUCUGAUUCGGUAUGUUAUACCAAACAUAGAUGACAAAGAUUGAAAAAUGGCUUAUCAAUGAGAUAUUUUAAUACUAUAUUUGUUAUAUACAUGUAGAUGUAGAUCACAUAAAGGAUAAAAAUAACAAUAUAUUAAAAAUAAUGCAUAGAAAUAUUCUAACUCUCUCCUCGAACUAAUAAAAGUUUCAAGGGUUUCAUUUUCCUUUCCCAACAACAACUUUUCAUCCAACUUUAUCUAUUUAAAAUAUUAUGUUGUUAUAUUUGUGUGUAUAAUGUUAUUUGUAAAUAACUGUUUUGUUUAUUCUUAUCUCCCUUUUUUAAUAAUUGUUCAUAAGUCAUUCAUCAAUAUGUAUAUUAUGUUUUUAGUUUGUUUUUAAGUUCCAUAGAGAUAGAGAUAUUUACUAGCCUUAGAUCUCUUUUGUAUAUUUGUUUUUAUUUUUUCAAAUUAAUGGGAAAAAAACGAUCUUCCUUCUAAUUUUGUUUUCUGUAGAAAUAAUGUUAAAAUUUUGAUUUAGAAUUGAAAAUAGUUCUAUUAUAUUUAAAUUAUUUAUUAAUAUCCUUCAAAUAAUGUUAUUCAUAUUAUAUAUAUACAAAAAAAAAUGAAGUCCCAGUAUAUUUAUGUAAGGUUACAAUAUUAUAUAAUAGAAAAUACCUAACUCAAGUCAUUAUACAUAUAGAAAUAAUAUAGAAAUAAUAUAUAUUAUCAAUUUUAUAACAGUAUUAAACAUAGAUAUGUGCAAAGAAGUCUUUGGGAUUAAUAUCACCCAUUUGAUGACUUAAAUUCUUUAUUCAUUUUCUAAGGGACUCCGCUCUAAAAUUAAUCGGUUAAAUAAGAAAGUUAUUCUGCAACAUCACAAAAUUAAUAAACGCAGUGGAGUAAUGGAUUCCGUGGAAAAUUUCCUUGAGAAUAAGGGAUAAAGAUUAAUUAACUAAGUAAUAAAUAACAUUGUAUUAUCUAAUCAAAAUAACUGUUAUAUCACUAUUUCUCUGUUAAAACUUCUAUAGCUUAUGGUUUGCUGCCUUCAAACUGUGAAAUCUAGGUUGUGAAGAAAGAAAAAAAAAAGGGCUGAUUUAUAUUUUUAAAUUAAACGUACAUGUAAGUCAUAUUUUAGUCUGGAAAUAUAUUUUGCUACAAUAUUUUUGUCCAGUCUUGUUUGUAUUAAAAAAAUAUGUGUUAUAUACUAGUACCAGUUGUCAAUACUCCUCAUUAUAACUCUACUGGUUUGUUUUAACUCUUCCAACAUAGUCGAUGUUGCACUUUUUGGAAGCUCUGUGUAAAUUGUAGCUGUAUUUUUUCUCAUUAGCUGCAAAUAUUUCCUUUUAUCUUAUUAAUGGAUAUAGAAUUUACCUCUUUUUUAUUGCAGAAGGAGAAAUUGUAACAUUUGCUGUUCCAAGUCACGAUUUUAUAUUACAUAGCUAAAAAUUGCAAAAGACGAAUGUCUUAAUUGAUUUUGACUUGUAGUAGCAAACAUUACAUUGCAAAUGGUUAAUUGUUAAAUGUUUUUCCUUUGAUAGAAAAUCUAUCUUAAUUUAAAGAUUUCUGCUUCAUGUAGUAGUAAUAGCAGAUAGCUGUAGUGUUUUAAAAGAAAUUAUACAUCUUUCAUCAACCAUUGCAUUAUCAUAAUUUAGUAUAUUAGUAUGGUUAAAGGUGUAUUUGAUAGAAUAUUCUGGAAGUCUAUUCUCUCAAUCCUGCGCACAAUGACAUAUGACAAAGAAUGUACCAACAGAUUAAGAAAAUAUCUCUUCCAAUCACCACUGCUGAAACAUGUUGGUCCUGAUUAUGUCACAAUUCUACUUGCACUGCAGCUGUUUAAAGGAUUGACAGAAAUUUCAGACCAUUCAAAAUGUUCUGGAUUUGCAACUGAGCACCCCUUUCAGAAAUUACAAAGAUUUGAAAUAUAGUCUAUACACAGAAAUCACAACCAAUGUACACUGUAUUUUAUAAUUAAUUUUGACUUUUUAAGUUCAAAUGUAUUUUGAUGUUGUAUAUAAAAUCCAAAGGUUGAAUAAAAAGAAAACUUUGCAAAAUUAAAA